This is a messenger RNA of Rubroshorea leprosula, 1179 nucleotides long. NCBI's taxonomy places the organism in Eukaryota, Viridiplantae, Streptophyta, Magnoliopsida, Malvales, Dipterocarpaceae. The record is from the annotation of a GenBank genome assembly.
ACCCAAGCCCAAAAUCCCAAAACCAAAAAUUACCCAAAUCCAAAACCCACCAAAACAAAACCCAAACCCAAAACCCACCAAAACAAAACCCAAACCCAAAAACAAAACCCAUUUAACAAAAAGAAAAAAAAAAGGGAAAUAAAAAAUAUAUAUUUCGGGAGUUUUCUUCCUCCUUCCCCGCCCCCGGUUUUCUCGUUUCCUUCUCUCCCCCUAAACCCGCCUAGCUCCUACGCCCCUAGCUCAUGCGCCCUACCCGCCCUAUCACCGGACUAGCCAUCAUCACACCCUCGCACCCCCUGCAGCUACGCCCCUGCUCCCUGCUCUGCGCCCAGAUCGUCUGCACUCUGCUGCACCCGGCCUUGCUUCCUGCACCCUGCUGCACCCGGCCUUGCUUCCUGCACCAGCUUUGCUCUGCACCAGCUCCUGCGCUCUGCACCAGAUCGCCUGCACUCUGCUUGCCCUGCUGCGCCCCACUGCUGGCAAUGAUGCCCCUACACGCCCGAGCCAUCAUCAGCACUCCACGCCCCUGCCUCCCUGCACACCGAGCCUGCACUCUCCCCUCUGCGCGCCUGAUCCUGCAAUCACGCCCCUGUUGCUUGCACGCCAGCCACUGCUGCUGCACCGCGCCUGCACUCCUGCUCGCUACAGUAUAUGCCAGACGAAAUCUUCAUCAUUACUGAUUGACAGGAGCAAGUCUUUUUAUUUAUUUUAUUUUUUAUUUGGGUAUAUAUAUAGAAAAAAUCAGAUUGAAGGGGAGGUCGGUAUUGAUUUUGGGGGGGAUGGUUGGUUGAUUUUGGGUCUCUUUGUUGGGGAGUCUCGCCUGGGUUUUUGAGAGCAGAAGAAGGAAAUUCUGAGGAGAAGAGGGGGGUCUUUUGCUGGUUGAUUUUCGAGUCGAGUGUAAAAAGAAGAUCGAUUCUGCUCGCUGGAGGUGGGAAAACAAAAGGGUAUUCUUGCUUUAGGUAAUCUCCUGAACAGAGGGAUUUUUGGGAAGGAUAGUGAAGGAGACGAACGGAGCCUGGUCCCGUGGGUGGGAUCCCUCCCUUCCGAUCUGGAUCUACCUCCUCCUAAAAAUUCCGCCGUGGGUGUUUCUGUUAUUUUCUGUUGAUUUUGUUUAGAUCUGUCCUUAAGCUUGUAUGUGUUUCGUUGGAAAAUGAAUGAAAAUAAAAAAAAAAAGAUUGU